This is a messenger RNA of Dioszegia hungarica, 1278 nucleotides long. RefSeq lists its product as uncharacterized. Gene Ontology annotation, molecular function: protein binding. NCBI's taxonomy places the organism in Eukaryota, Fungi, Basidiomycota, Tremellomycetes, Tremellales, Bulleribasidiaceae. The record is from RefSeq and is a predicted model, not a curated record. Gene Ontology annotation, biological process: DNA replication, synthesis of primer. The coding region runs from base 1 to 1278 and encodes 425 amino acids. The transcript has 12 exons. Gene Ontology annotation, cellular component: alpha DNA polymerase:primase complex.
AUGGCUAUCGAUAUGGCUGCCGCAGAGUAUGACCCUAGCUCGCCGAUGGUCAUGCAAGCAUUCUACAGGCGUAUCUUCCCAUACCGACCCUUCUUCCUCUGGCUCAACCAGGAUCACGUCCCCUCCAAGCUCUUUACGCACCGCGAGUUCGCCUUCACCCUCGCUGGCGACGUAUACCUCAGGUACAACUCCUUUGCGAACGCAGACGAUUUCAAGCGGGAAGUCUUGAGGCUGAAUCCGAGCCGAUUCGAAAUAGGUCCUCAGUACACUGCUAGGCCAAGAGAUAGAAAGACUCUCGCUGCGGGUGCAUUACAGCCCAUCCGCCGUGAACUUGUCUUUGAUAUCGAUAUGACAGACUACGACGAGAUCCGGACGUGCUGUACCGACAAGAAGAUCUGUCGGCGAUGUUGGGGGUAUAUCGCCGCUGCUGUCAAGGUCUUGGAUCAUGGACUGAGAGACACACUUGGCUUCAAGCACCUUCUCUGGGUCUACUCUGGUCGACGAGGUAUCCAUUGUUGGAUAUCUGACCCGGCGGCGCUGGAUCUGAAUGAUGAUCAGCGAAAGGCGCUGGUGACGUUCUUGGAGGUCAUCAAGGGGAGUAAGGAGCAGGCCAAGAAGGUGAAUGUCCGGGGAAGCAAAGAUGAGGGCGACUUGCAUCCGUUCAUCAAACAUGCGCUCAAACCACUCGGACCAUGCUUUACCAAGCUCUGUCUUCGGGAUCAAGAGUGUUUCCAGUCUGAGCGCGGAUAUGAGAAUCUCCUAGCUCUUCUACCUGGAGAUCAACAAAUCAUCGGCCGUCUGCGGAAAAAGUGGCAGCAGUCACCAGAUCGGUCGAGCUCGGACAAAUGGAACGAUCUCGCUCUGGAAGUGGAUGCAUUGGACGACAAGACCGCGAUUGGGCGCAAAUUCAUCAAAGCUCGCGAGGAUAUCGUGCUGCAGUAUACCUAUCCCCGGAUCGACGCAGAAGUGUCCAAGCACCGAAAUCAUUUGCUCAAAUCGCCUUUCUGCGUACAUCCCAGUACGGGUCGAGUAUGCGUACCGAUAAAUCCGGCUCGUAUUGACGAGUUCGACCCCGAGACGGUGCCUACCGUUGGCGAACUCCUUAAACAGCUAGACAAUAUACCGACAGAUACAGACGACAAGACGAGGAAGGGGGACGAUUAUGAGAUGACAUCGCUCAAGCCUUACGUCGAGAUGUUCCAGAAGCAUGUGGAUGCGGUGUUGAGGGAUACGAAGGGGUCCCGGAAGGCGGCCAAGGAGGAGAGUAUGGAGUUCUGA